AUGUUUGCUAUUAUUGAAGACUUGUUAAAAUUCAUUGGCUUUGGCGCUCAAAAAAAAAAGGAAGAACAAACAUUAUCUUCACCAAGAGCCACACCUGGUACUAGAAUUUCAGAUAUAUACCUUGACCUUGACGCUGGAAAGCCAAUCGGAAAAUAUUGUGAACAGAAUGAUCAGAAUGAUCCUGAAUUUUGCCGUUUUCUAGAAGGAACUAUUUAUAAAACUCAAGAUAACACUGAAGAUAGAACUGGAGAAGAUAAAGAAGAGAAUACUUUAACUAAUUGA
Cetraspora pellucida is the source of this 282-nucleotide messenger RNA. The record is from the annotation of a GenBank genome assembly. Lineage: Eukaryota; Fungi; Glomeromycota; Glomeromycetes; Diversisporales; Gigasporaceae.